AUGACCAGUACUCCACUUGAUAGUGCGAUGAAGUCCAAGAGUUUACUACUAGCCUUUGGAGGCACCGUGGUCGCCGCAGCAGUUUGGUCCAUCUUCGGUGGCGACAUGUUUCCAGCACAAGAAGAUCCCAAAGGUGAUCCAGAAACAUGGACCAGAGAAGAGAUGCGAAGAUGGCUAGCCGCUAGAAACCUCUUCCCGCAGAAAAGUGAUACCCGGGAGGAGUUACUUGCUAGGGUGCUGGCGAAUAUGAGGCAUCCACGGACAUGA
This is a messenger RNA of Trichoderma virens Gv29-8, 267 nucleotides long. RefSeq lists its product as uncharacterized. The transcript has 4 exons. The record is from RefSeq and is a predicted model, not a curated record. The coding region runs from base 1 to 267 and encodes 88 amino acids. NCBI's taxonomy places the organism in Eukaryota, Fungi, Ascomycota, Sordariomycetes, Hypocreales, Hypocreaceae.